AUGGACGUGGACAUGCCUACAAUCCCAACACCAGCUGUUCGGUCGGCAACCAACGGGGCACGUACUGGGCCUACUCCUCCACUUCGCCCAACCAAUGCGACUGUAUCGCCUGCCGCUUCUGGUAGUGGCUCACGAGCAGCCCCAUCAACGCCAUCCGCUCAAGUCGAGCCGCGUCGCAUCCGAUGCCCGCUAUGUCGCCGGAAACAUCGACUACAACAUUGUGGGCUCUUUAAGGAGCUAACGCCGACACAACGACAGCGUGUGGCACAAGCACAUGAGCACUGCCUCAACUGCCUGUCGCACACGCAUGGGACGCAGGAGUGUGCUUCUGCCGACCUAUGCCACACGUGUGGCAGACCACAUCAUACGCUGCUGCACAGGACCCCACGACGCGAUGUAGGUCGGCCAGCUGCCCCAAGCACGGGUAGAUCAACGUGA
This is a messenger RNA of Bactrocera neohumeralis, 438 nucleotides long. RefSeq lists its product as uncharacterized. The transcript has a single exon. Bases 1 to 438 code for a protein of 145 amino acids. NCBI's taxonomy places the organism in Eukaryota, Metazoa, Arthropoda, Insecta, Diptera, Tephritidae. The record is from RefSeq and is a predicted model, not a curated record.